Lethenteron reissneri (Far Eastern brook lamprey) is the source of this 8484-nucleotide messenger RNA. RefSeq names its product beta-1,4-galactosyltransferase 2-like. Gene Ontology annotation, cellular component: Golgi apparatus. Gene Ontology annotation, biological process: carbohydrate metabolic process; protein N-linked glycosylation. Gene Ontology annotation, molecular function: beta-N-acetylglucosaminylglycopeptide beta-1,4-galactosyltransferase activity; cytoskeletal protein binding. The record is from RefSeq and is a predicted model, not a curated record. Lineage: Eukaryota; Metazoa; Chordata; Hyperoartia; Petromyzontiformes; Petromyzontidae.
UAUACGCACAGCCACCGCAACCAACAUGCCCCACAAGUUGCCACAAUCAUCAUCAUCAGGUCGCUACAGCAGAAAACUCGUGUCACAAGCGCAUGGGCGGACAACUCCAAUAGAGAAAGGUGUGUGCGCGUUUAUAUAUAUGUCUCGGACACAUGAGCCGACAUUAACAAUUCGGUUAGAAUACACCGACGGGCGGGGUUCGGUUUCCCAAGCCGCUUUGUAUCGCCGACAACAAACCCGUGUUCACCUGCGCGUCCAAAUCGGCGAGGAUUUCAGGAGGCUUUUGGCGCUGCGUUUUCGCCGGCAGCAAAUCGCUAUCCGAGUCAUUUGCCUCCGGCCGAUGAGCCCGGUCGUAAUGCACAUCGGAUGAGUUGGUGAAGUCGGUUAAGCUACAGUACUUGCUUGGCUGUCUCGCAAGCCCCGUCGCGGUACAUGAACCCGUGUGCAAGGGUGUGGAAGAAGAAGUUGGCCGCUGCGAUGUACAGCGCAACGAAGAAGCGACUCGCCGGCAUGAUUAUCGUGGCGUUUGGAGCCAAUUGCUUCUUCGUGUUGGUGCUCUACACGAAGGCGCACGAGCAGGUGAUGACGUUCAUUUGGGCUCAGACUCAUCAGCAGCAGCAGCAGCUGGAACAUGCUUCUCAAGGUCUCACGGAGCAACACGCCAUUCCCGGAUUUCGACAGUUCCCGACCCCUCUCCAAGCGCCAAGACAGGUUCCCUGCCCGGACAGACCCGCACACCUGUUGGGGGCGAUGAAUGUUUCAUUUGUGAAGACGCCGCAGAGUCUGGAAGCGAUAGAGAAAUCAAAUCCGGAUGUGGAGCUGGGCGGCCAGUUCCGCCCUUCGAACUGCAUCCCUAGCCAGAAGGUGGCCAUCAUCGUCCCCUUCCGGCACCGGGAUGACCACCUCAAGCACUGGCUCUACUACCUGCACCCAAUACUCCAGCGGCAGCGCGUAGAGUAUGGUGUCUACAUCAUCAACCAGUUUGGAGAGGGGCUGUUCAACCGAGCCAAGCUCAUGAACAUCGGCUACGUGGAGGCCCUCAAGGACGCCCCCUACGACUGUUUCAUCUUCAGCGACGUCGACCUGGUGCCCAUGGACGACCGCAACCUCUACCGCUGCUACGACAACCCCCGGCACUUCUCCGUCGCUGUCGAUAAGUUCAACUUCAGUCUCCCGUACAAAGAGUGCUUUGGCGGAGUGUCUGGCCUCACUAAAAAACAAUUUGAGAAGAUAAAUGGCUUUCCCAACAAUUACUGGGGCUGGGGAGGAGAGGAUGACGACAUCUAUAAUAGGAUCAUAAAAGUGGGAAUGAACAUCUCGCGUCCUGACAUGACGAUUGGGAGGUACAGAAUGAUUCGACACGAUCGAGACGCUCACAAUGAAAACAACCCAUUCCGGAGCUGGCAAAUCACUAAGACGGCCUUUACCAUGUGGAGGGACGGCAUCAACACCUUGGAGUACAAGCUCGUUAAGGCGGAGCGAUGGCACCUGUACACCAAGGUGAUCGUGGAGGUGGGCAAGCGGUCGCCGGGCAAUCAAGUGUGGGGGCACCGCAACAAGCGACAACGCCACUGAGCGUCCAAGCCAUUCUGUGUCGGAGGGCACAGCUUCCUCCUGGGGGCAAACAGAGGGUGGCAGUGUGGGUGGUCCUUUACUCGACGACCGACUGUUCUGUAAUUCACGGUGAUGCGUGUUUUAAACUGGUGCUUUUUUAAAAAUGAACGAUACGCUGCACUGUGCCAACACUUGAAUUCAUGACCACUGACAAGCAUAGCGACAGUGAGGGACAGAGAUUCAUGAAUUAGUGAGCACACAUCCAGGGCUCAGAGCACCGUCGCCUGUUCUAUCUCCCAGUGCAGCAGUUGAAACAAUGGGCACAUUUUUUUAAAAUCUCCCCCCCCCCCAGCCCGCUGCCCUUUCCCCACCGGGCGUGUGUGGUGGGGUAAAGUGCGGGUACUUCUACCUCUUUCAAGACACGUCGUCAGAAAUGGCGAGGUCGAACCGUUUCUGGAUGGCACCUUUAAAUCUAGCUUUAUCCAGGGGUGAUUAAAAUGCUUGCAAUUAGACAAACUGUUCAAAAUAUCCUGCCUAUAUUAUGCUAUGGACUGCAAUAAACUUACUAAGUGUAGUUGGAAAUUAUUAGAAAAUCAUCCGAACGUAAAAUUCAUUCACAUGAAUCCUGUACCUUUGCGAACGUGCAACUCUUAUAACCUAGGUUAUCAUGAGUGUGAAUUUUUUUAUGCAUUGUAAGCACUAUGAAAUUGUUCAGUCUUGCAUUUUAUACUACUCGUUAAAUGUUUGCAAACAAUUUCUAACGUGCAGUGGUAGCGAGUUCCAGGUUUAUGGAACCACUGACAGCGACGCUGCGUGGUCUAAAUCUCACCGUCCAAGUGCAUGGAACAAUCAAGUCACCGUGGUACUGGCAAAUGAAGAUGACGACUUACGAUUGAGUGUAUUGUCAUGAACACGUCCGUCUGGUAAUGCAGAGAAGAUUGAUGCAAAUUCUUGUGGACCUUUGCACUUUUAAAUCUAGAUUGAAAACUAAAUACUUUAGAACUGCUUUUUGCGUUUAGCUUGGAUUCUUCUCCCUGCACCUACGAAUAGGACGGUUGGCUACGUACGGUGCUAAAGAAGUUCAUCAUACAUAUAUACAUACAAAGAACGAGCAGGGCUUGUAGUCGACCCUUGCUUUAAUUGGCAGCCAGUGCACUUUGUCACAAUGUUCGUCGAAUUGAGGACAGACCAGAGUGGAUGCAGAUGGACGGCACCGUGCUUAGCUGAAGACACUGUAACAGGAGUACACAAGGUUGCUGAUGGACGCGUGGACUGGUAUCUUGGCUGCAUCGAAAGUCAAUGAAUGACGUGCCGUGAGCAGCCGCCGAAGAUGGUAACAGCACCUGCCAGCCAAAUGUUGCAUGCGUGCAGCGAAUGUCGGUUCAGGAACAAGAUUGACUCCCAGGCGCUUGACGGCAACAGACAGUUGGGAUGGCUGUGCCUCUUGGGGUGAUAACCCGAAACAGAUCUUUGACAGGUUGCUACCUGAUACUUAGCCGGAUGAAUUGGCUUUUCUCAGCAUUUAACUUUAGCCGAUGUAAUCACAUCCACUGGUUCGAUGUUGUCAAUGUAACGACGCGACACAUGAAGCGGCUUUAUCAUGAAAUGUAAAGCUACCUGAUGUCAGCAUUUCGAGUGGAAUACCAAGACCGUCUCACUGAGUGACUAGAGAUGUCAACCUUGCAAAGUAUAAACAGUGCUGGACCUGCAACACUUCGUUGCAGUGUUCCACAAUGGAGGACUGAAAUUGGUUGACUGCUGACCAGCAAAGCCUGCAGUCCGUGUCUGCUGCCAGAGGAAAAUAAUCGAUUCACGAUGGCGUGAAGACAAGUUGAAGAACAAUUUUGAGGUCGACCACGUGAAAAGCAGCGGACAUAUCUAAACUAUUGAACUAAACAAAUUUUUUUUACCGGGUAUAGCUGUUUUUCAGAAGCGACCUGGCUAUCACAAAUGAUAGCUCAACUUAGUGGGUUAUCGCGUGGAAAUUUGUAGCAGCCAAAUACUCCAAACGCACCCUGAUUUUAAAUGGGGAGGGAAAAGCCGGAGGACCCGGAGAAAAAUCCAUGCGACCACGGGGAGAACAUGCAAUCUCCAAAUAUACAGGCAUCAGGGUGGGGAUCAAAUCCACGGCCUCCUGUAUACCAGGCAAGGAAGUUUACAUCUCGCAACCGCAGCGCCCACAAGUCGACCAAGUCAAUUGGCUAACAGAGCAUCUGAGACUCGAGUAGUCUCUUGAGUGAUGCUCCUUGUAGGCAGAUUUUGAAGCUGUAAACAGGUAGUGUUGUUCAAGGAAUGCGACGAGCUGAUGGGAUACCAACUUCUCAACAACCCCAGACGUGAACGUGAGGUUGGAGAUCGGUCUGCAGUUUCUGUAUGUCGGCUGGACCAGCAUUUGCCUUUUACUCUUUGGUUCUUUUGGUAAAGUCACGUAUAAAAUAAAAUCAAAUAACAAUAUUUUCUACGUGACUUUACCGAAAGAACCAAAGAGUAUUCCUGCAGUCACAAAAGCUUCGAAUCUCAAUUGCCUUUUGUGACGUGGUGUAACGACGGCGUGGCGUUGAUUCGGUGGCAGGGAGCCAUGCUUGGGUUACGCGGCGCACAUGUCCACUUAAAGGCGAGAAUCUUGGGGAGAAACUCUUGGGCUAUUUGUUGGGAAUAGAAGUAUAAUGACAAAUCCCUGAAAGUAAAAUGUUUUAGUUACUUUUUAAAAUGCUGUAGUAGUAGUAAAAUAAAUAAAAAUACUACCGCCCUCGUACACUUUUUAAUUAAUACACCCUGGCUUUUAGUGGGGAUGAUUGUUGGCCUGGAGGUCAUGAACGCAGCAACCCAAGUUGGAUCUCACGUCAUGCCUGACAUCAAUGACAAGUGAUAUCUGAAGAGGUCCGGAGGUGUCCUCACCCUGCCCUUCCUCUUUCACCCACCCAUCAUGACCGGUGUGGUAAAGUAUGGCCAAACAAAAGUGCCACAAAUGAUUAUUUUAAGUACAGGUGUGUCUCACUUAACGAGCAUUCGAAGAUAAUUACCCGGUAGGGUAAAGGUAGCGCGAAUAAUUGCCCGGUAAAUACAGUACAUUGUUUACAGCUAAAAGCUCCUGUGGUACAGUCCGUGGCCUCCAUUAUAAAUUGCGAUAAUUGAUGUCGGACCUAGAUGGAGACGGACCACGUUCUUGGGGUAGACGAGAUCGAGGAUGCCAGCAAAGGCAUUUUUGGGGUUGCUGCGAACAGCAAUCGAAAGAGGCAGCGGCAUGCGUUCCCGUGGGAGCACACGCACGAUUGGAUGGAGGGUGACCCCCAUGUACAGCAAGGGAAGCGGCAGUGCAUGCACUGCCGCAAGUGGUUUUCCACCAACACGAACGCGUCGGGGUGGAAAGCCCACCUCAAGAAGCACAACGCGCUCGCCCCAGGCAGCGAAGUCGGGAUGUCGGCUGCCUGAAGGUUCCGUCUAACUGGGCCGGAGCGGCGCAGGAUCUUAUUGCCUGUCGUUCGUCCGAGGACGAUGUCAAUGACGAACUUGAUCAGGUUGUUGAUGAGAUCGCCAUCAACCAAGACGACUGGGACGAGGAGGUUAUAGAGGACGGUGUCGUCGAUAGCCUCAACGCCCGAUUCGAGAGUAUUCUAUAUGUAUAAAGUGCUCUACCUAGCAUUUAUCGUUAUAAACCUUUUUCAUGUGUUGUACCCCAGUAAUUUCCCUGUAAUCGGGUAAUUUGUAUGGGAUAAGGGUAAAAGGUAGGGUAAAGGUAGGCUCGUUGCUUUUUAAAUCCUUUAUAUGCGUGGCGGCUAGAGUCCUCUCGUCCUCUGGCUUGAGAUGGCUGCCACCUAUGGGUCAGAUGAUUGCCUGCCACCAUUAAGCAAUUGGUAAUUAAAUAUAAAAAAAAAUCCUAAAAAGUGUAAAAUUUUGGAAAUAUUUUUUUUCACGAAAAUAAAUUGUCACGCCAAACGAGUCUGUGUGCAAAAUGUCAGCUCGAUUGGAUCACGGGAAGUGGGUUUAAAAACGACUGAAAGAUUUGCACGGUCGUAAGCGCGCAAACAAGCAAGCAAGUUAACUUAAUAUAAAGGAUUAAAAAAUUAACCCGUAAAAACUAAGUUUUUCACUAUAAAUCUUUUAUAUGCUUGGCGGCUCGAGUCCUCUCGUCCUCUGGCUUGAGAUGGCUGCCACCUAUGGGUCAGAUGAUUGCCUGCCACCAUUAAGCAAUUGGUAAUUAAAUAUAAAAAAAAAAUCCUAAAAAGUGUAAAAUUUUGGAAAUAUUUUUUUCACGAAAAUAAAUUGUCACGCACAACGAGUCUGUGUGCAAAAUGGCAGCUCGAUUGGAUCACGGGAAGUGGGUUAAUAAACGACCGGACGAUUUGCACGGUCGUAAGCGCGCAAGCAAGUGAACUUAAUAUAAAGGAUUUAAAAAAAGGAAUAAAUAAGAUAAAAUAAUAUUAAAACCAUAUGCUGCUCUAUUGAUUAACGAUGUACACACAAUCUGCUGUGCCACAUCACAGCAAAACCUAUACGUGUGUUCUUACAAUACAUUCUGUGUAACCUUAGAUACGUAAAAAUAAACAUUACACGGUUGACAGUUAACGUUUUUGCCCAUACAUUUCUGGGCACAACUUUUUCCGUAACUUCUGGCCAAUGUGGUAUUUAUCAAAGCCCAUUUUUCAUUAUUUUUUAUCACCAUAUGUAGGGCUUAAUCCUUUAUUUUUUUACUUGUUGAAUGCCAAACUAAAAACAAACGUUGUGUUAUAAACUGUGCUUUUGGGUUGUACAACGUGUAGUUCGGCAUUAUGUCGGACGUUUCGCUGCACUGAAUUUAAUGCAAUACGUGUAGAAGCUUCUGGAACGUGGAGUGAAACGUCGGACCACAUACCAAAGAACACGCGGUAACAACCCAGAAUACUUUAGAGAGCUACCCUGCCCAGCUGCGACCUGCGCCGGAGUUCAUAUCUAAAAUUGCCCUUCUGUUCAACCAAUGGCGUUCAUUUCUAGAAAGUAAAUUAUAAUAAUUUAACUGUCACUGUGUAGUAGGUUCAAAGAGACUUGGACGACGUAGUCGGAGGCACACUUAUUUAUUGAACAUUCCACUAUAUACAGGCCAAGAUAUACAACACUCGAAGGGGUAUCGGCCCCUUCACCCGUCUAACAGGGAACCCCACAAUCUCUAUCUCGGCUAGCCUACUCCCAGGUCCUCCACUACAGAGCUAGGGGAGGCUAGCUGACCCAGCUCUGACCAAGCUGGGAUUACGGCACCCUGAGUCCCAAGACCGGCUGUUACAAGAGCAUCGGUUCUGGGCUCUCGGGGCCACGCCACUGGCUUGCCCUGGUCGGUCCUUAGAAGGAUGGCGAUCCAGGGGAGUCCAAGGGCCUAUCUAGCCGGUCUUCCUUCUUCGCUGGUUUAAGCUAAACACUGAACCCCGAGCCCACCGGCUCACCGCCUUAUAUAGCAACUCCCCUGAGGGGUGGGGCCGUGGGGGAUCACAGCGCCGUUUUAGCCCCCCAGGCUAAACGGUGUGGACGUGGAUGUAAGCAUCCUUCCGCGUGCGGGCAUAACCACCCCUGGUGUGUUUGUUCGCCCUCCCGUAACACCUCUACAACUGCAAGAGCAAAAAAAGAAAAGAAGUAAUUAUCUGAGCUCUGCAUCAGAGCUGCGUUUAGAGUUUAUGUUGCAGGCAUUCUAUUACAGUUAAGUUUGUCGGCAAUUUGAAAACAAAAAGUUAAGUAUUUAUGCAAAGCAUACUUUACCGUGACACAAUCAUUACAAAAUGUGCCGUUUAAUAAGGGCUGCGAUCGCGUAAAGUACGAAGAGUUGUCUUAAACUCACGCUUUCACGGGUAAAAACGAUUGCGUGUGUGUAAAAGCACAGAAAAUAAACUUUUUGCGGAUUCCCGAAGGUAUGCCAAGUGGCUCGUACGUUUUUGGGGAUCCUUGUCUGAUGCCAAGCAACGCUUCAAGGGGCACGUGAAACGAUGAUGAAGAUGAUGGCAAUAAUAUAAUAUUGUCUAAUACUGUUAAUUCAAUCUCUAAAAUCGUAAUAUUACAGCACUGAGGAAUGUGGAGUGUGCCCGGGAAUUCAUCUUAAAGACUACCAUGGCAUUUCUUUUUCAAGAGUUUAGUUUCACGUAAUUACAUUUUGCCCAUUAGUGGUAACACAGGAGCACGUCGUCAUCAUUGUCAUCAUAGUCUUAAUGUUCUAUACAAAAUAAUAUUGCGCUUGUGGAACGAAUUGUCUCAAACUCCCUGAACAUUCUAAAAGUCAUCAUUGAGAAACUCAAAAGUCAUUUCGUGUCGGGCCUUGAACCAAUAACUAAUUUCGAAAACUGAAUCUUGCUGGCUACUUGUUUGACUACAAGAUGGUCAGGUGAUACAGUAUAAUAAUACAGGUAGGAACAACAGUUCCACACUGCCCACCAGGGAUUAUUUGUCUGUCUGUCGUGCAUAGCCACGCCCUCGAUUUGUAUUUCAUAGAACGCUUCGGGCGGGCUCAGCACUACGUGACGCGCCGCCCCACACAGCUUGCGCCGCGUGACACGGAUCGCACGAAUGCGCUGUCCAACCAAGUUCCUACCUGCCCACUCCGAAGGAGCGUUUUGCUAAUAGAUUAUUAAAUCCAUCUGUGCAGAGCUUUUGAGUGUUACCCCCUCAUGUGUGGGAGUUUUCUCCUGGUACUCUGAUUUCCUCGCACAUGCCUCUCAAUAAUGGAAUUCCCAAACUUCCCAAAAAGGGAUUUUAAUAAACUAUCAGAAUUUAUUUGCAAUAGGCAGAUUGGGUCAAUCCCACAGAUAAAUUAAAUUGUGGCAUUGCUGCUGUCCCUGAAAUGUAGUGUACCAUGCGAAGAAAGGGUGCGCGUUUAUGCAUUUGCCUCACGGUUAGCAACCCUGCCUCUGGAACAGAUGCACAUUUAUAAAGUGUGGUUGACACAAAAAUAUCGCAACCUCAUGGGACACAGAU